UUUUCUUCUUCCACUGAGUUCGUUCCCAACUUAACGCGGUGCUUCAAAUCGAACUCUCGCCGCGAUUCCAUGGAACAGAAUCAACCACGCCACGUUUCGAACCACAAUCGGAUACCUUCGAUUCUGUAGAAAUCUCCAAGCAAUUCUCUGUUGACCUCGGAUUUUCAACGAAUCGAAUGGCUUGGUGCCGCUGGAUUCUGCUCUUCGUCUUGCUUUCAUGUCUCCUACGUUCACUUUGUGCUACUGAGGGUGACGCCGAUCCGGUUUACCGGGCUUGCAUAGAGCAAUGUGAGAAAACAGGAUGUGUGGGGGGAAAAUGUUUCCAGCAUUGUAAAUUCUCAUCUGAUGGAAAACCUAUUGAUGGACCAUGGUAUCGGCAAGAGCCCCUCUACCAGAAGUGGAAGCAAUGGGAUUGCCACAGCGAUUGCCGAUAUUACUGUAUGCUUGCUAGGGAGGAAGAAAGGGAGAAACUUGGUCACAAGCCUGUCAAAUAUGAUGGGAAAUGGCCGUUGCGCCGUGUUUAUGGCAUUCAGGAACCUGUUUCUGUAGCUCUCUCUGCACUAAAUCUUGCCAUGCAAUUUCAUGGCUGGUUGUCCUUUUUCAUCCUGGUGUAUUAUAAGUUGCCUUUGAGGCUAAACAAGAGGACUUACUAUGAAUACACUGGCUUGUGGCACAUCUAUGGCAUCCUAGCGAUGAACUGCUGGUUCUGGAGUGCUGUUUUCCACAGUCGGGAUGUAGAGUUGACAGAGAAGCUAGACUGUUCAUCGUUUGCAGCAUUAAUUGGAUUCGGUUUAAUUCUGUCAAUCAUACGAGCUUUCAACAUGAGGGAUGAGGCUUCAAGGGUUAUGGUUUCAGCUCCACUCAUUGCAUUUGUCACAACACAUAUUUUGUAUCUGAACUUCUACGCACUUGAUUAUGGUCUCAACAUGAAAGUUUGUGUGGGCAUGGGUGUAGCUCAACUUCUCAUCUGGGCAGUUUGGGUCAAUGUCUCCAGCCAUCCAUCACGCUCGAAGCUUUGGCUGUUUGUUGUGGGAAGGAGUCUUGCUAUGCUGUUGGCAGUCUAUAACUUCCCACCAUAUUGGGGGUUUGUGGAUGCACAUGCUCUUUGGAAUGUUGCUAACAUCCCUCUUACUUACCUCUGCUGGGGUUUUGUUAGGGAAGAUGCAGAGUUCAUGACUAUCACUCUCCUUAAGAAAGUGAAAUGAUGGUGUAUCCUAUCAAGCAAGCAAUACACUCGCUUGUGUAAAGAACGCCAAUGCUUCCUCAGGUCUUUACAACUCUCUACAAUGCUUUUAGCUGCAGAGGACUCUUUUGACAUUUCAUUCAAUUCAAUGGGGGGUCAUUAUUUCUGCAUAAUUUUAAGCUAGGAUUCAAGCUGUAAGGGAAGUGAAAUUCUUUUAAGAAUCCUGUCUUCUUUGAUAUGGUAGGUUUGUCCAGAAAGGCAGUCAGAAUUAUACUGUAAAUUUUGUAUAAUCUUUUAAGUAGGAUAUAUAGUUGACUUGCAUUGCUGAACGAUAGUUUUUCUCUGGAAAUGAUGGCACAACAAAGGCAUCCUCGUCAUUUCAGUCGAAAUUGAUUUGGGCACGGUCUCGCAAUGGUAUUGUUACUAUGUGAACUUCAUACAAAAAGGACUAGCCCUUUUGCAUUGCCUAUCAGUCUUAAAUCC
This is a messenger RNA of Rubroshorea leprosula, 1666 nucleotides long. Lineage: Eukaryota; Viridiplantae; Streptophyta; Magnoliopsida; Malvales; Dipterocarpaceae. The record is from the annotation of a GenBank genome assembly.